Molecule: messenger RNA, 1228 nt
Organism: Lineus longissimus
Lineage: Eukaryota; Metazoa; Nemertea; Pilidiophora; Heteronemertea; Lineidae
Product: homeobox protein ceh-12-like
Exons: 4
Coding region: 1-858 (285 amino acids)
Biological process (GO): regulation of DNA-templated transcription
Molecular function (GO): DNA binding; DNA-binding transcription factor activity, RNA polymerase II-specific
Source: RefSeq, a predicted model, not a curated record
AUGGAGAAGCACAGUGACAUACACUCAGUGGAGAGCGCAUCGUCCCGGGUGGAAUCUCCAAAAAUAAACACGCGAAAUGACGUCAUAUCACGCCAUGACGUCACAUCAAAGUUCCUCUCAAUCGACGACCUGCUGCGACCAGACAAAAACCAAAACAAGGACUUGAAAAACGAAAUCCGGGCAUUAAGCAGUCCGAGAUCACCUACUACCCCUGAUUCUGACUCAGAUCCAUCUCCCCGUUUUAGUGCCUUCACGCCAACAAGGCUUCCGCAGGCCUCCGCGGACGUUCAGCAGUCCGGUGCGUUUAUUCUCCCCACGCAAUCCCUGUACCCUUCCAUAUCUGCGGGAAUGGGGGCCCCAGGACUGCCAAAUCUUAGCCUGCCAACGCAGAUGUCCCCUUAUACUGACUUUAACGCGGCAGCGUGGAUGUACCAUCCGAGCAUCAUAAACAGACAACAAUUCUUUGGACUAAGUGCACCGAAGAACGUUGGUCGAAGGGCCCGAAAGCCGGGUAUUGAUAGGAAACCACGACAGGCGUACUCAUCUAAACAAUUAGAGAGACUAGAGACAGAGUUCAAGAAUGAUAAAUACCUCAGUGUUAGCAAGAGGAUGGACCUAUCGCAGGCCUUGGAGCUGACCGAGACGCAGAUCAAAACAUGGUUUCAGAACAGACGAACCAAGUGGAAGAAACAGAUGACGGCUCGUCUAAAGAUCGCUCAACGCCAAGGACUCUGGGGUCCGCCCUACUGGGGCGCAUGCGCAUCUAUCAAUCACUAUCCCGGCAUCCUCUCCGCUGCUCCCGGAUGUCCCACUGCGACUCUGGCGCCAUCUUACGGACUUAGUCUUGCGACAAGUUGAAGGGAUUAUAUGGAAAUGACCUUGAACAUUUGUGACUCUAGGAAGCGUUUUUGACGACGCCAUUUUGUUAUCCUAAAAUGAACUUGGGGAUAACACGGCCACAGAAUAGCCGUAUCAUCAUAUUGUGGCUGGUGUAAGCUUGGUCGGGUUCGAUUCUUGGGAUUAAGUACGUAAGCCAUUGGUUUGAAUCUGGAUAUUUCUCAUCAAUGUGAUGCUGUAAUGAGAUGGGUAGCUGUCGAGGGUGGACUACGUUCUUACAUCACCCCAUAUCCAUUAUUUUAGUUCAUUUUUGACUUAACGAUAUGUGUGUAAUGCUGUACAUAGGGUCUAGUAAGACCAUCAGAAAAAAUAAAUGAUUUAGUGUAAUUUC